Molecule: messenger RNA, 3391 nt
Organism: Klebsormidium nitens
Lineage: Eukaryota; Viridiplantae; Streptophyta; Klebsormidiophyceae; Klebsormidiales; Klebsormidiaceae
Source: the annotation of a GenBank genome assembly
AUGCUCAAGCACAAUAAGGUCGUCCCUGUCGUCGUCUUUGAUGGGGCGCGCCUGCCAAUGAAGGCCGGCACAGAAGCGGAACGGCGGCGGAACAAGAACAACAGCUUAGAAGAAGCUCGCGCCAAGUUGGCGGCGGGAGAUGAGCGUGGAGCAGAAGAGGCCUUCCAAAGGUCGGUCGACAUCACGCCUCAAAUGGCACUCCAAGUCAUGAAGUACCUGAGGAGGGAGGGGGUCGACUUCAUUGUGGCACCUUACGAAGCGGACGCGCAACUUGCUGCACUGGCAAGCGCCGGCAAGGAGAAUGGGGGGAUCGCUGCCGUCAUCACUGAAGAUAGUGAUCUCCUUGCUUAUGGAUGCAGCACGGUGCUGUAUAAGAUGGACAAGUACGGUAACGCCGAGGAGAUCUCCACCGAGCGCCUCUUCUCGAGCAUCGGACACGGCAGCCAGGGGCCGAGUCAGGCGUCAUCAGGACGUCAGCAAGGGGGCACGUGCCUCUCCUUCCGGCACUUCAACCAGGAGCUCUUUCUAGGCAUGUGCAUCCUAGCUGGGUGCGACUUCCUGCCGUCGAUUCCCGGCAUCGGGAUCAGCAAGGCGCACGCGGUGGUCAACAAGUACCGCAAUGUGGACCGGGCGCUCUCGCGGCUCAAACUGGACGCCAAGCUGGUGGUCCCCCCAGGGUACGCGCGCGAGUACGCGCGCGCGCGCGCCACGUUCGCGCAUGCCAGGGUGUAUGAUCCGGCCUCCAAGCGACUCGUGCACCUCAACCCGCUGCCCGAGGGCUUUGCGGAGGGGUUUGGGGGCGACAUCGACUUCCUGGGACCAGACAUGUCCCCCUCCACCGCAAGAGCCAUUGCCGAGGGGCGUGUGAAUCCGCUCACAAUGGAGGCUUUCCCCCGCACAGAAGCGGACACGUGGUUGACCAGGGUUCCGAGAGCAGGGGCCACGUGGCAGGGAGUUAGCGCGCACCAGGGCGCCACGUGGUGGUCAGGCAAGAGCCCGAAGAAGGCUAAGGGCUCGCCAAGAAGCAAGGCGACUCCGGCGGGAAGAAGACCUGCGCAUGUGGAUCUGGAAUCGGACGCCGACCCUUCCCCGAUCAGACGUCCAGAGCCCGAAGCGCCCCCCCGCCCCAGGCCCCCAGCCACCGUCGAUCUGAGCGCCUUCCGCAACUUCGCGGUCCCUCGAAGCCGGGGUUUAGGGCUUAACCAACCCUCGUCCAACCCGUCGCAAGCGGGAUCCCUCGAUCCGACGGAAUUCGGUGCGGACAGAGUCCGGACGAACGGCAGUCCGGACCGGAACCGGAAGGCGGUUUACGAGGGAGACGUUGGAUUUGGUCACUUCCGGGAAGAGAGCGGUAUGGUGGGAUUUGACGGGAACGAGCCCCCUGACGUCAGCAUGGAGGAGUCAGAAGAGUUUUGGGGGACACAACUGGAGCCGCGUCAGCAAUCACGUCAGCAGGAGAGCGAGCCGGUCUCCUCUCGACCAGUCCUUUUGGACCUCCCCCGAAAUCCGUUCAAGCGGCGGGCAGACGAGCCGGCGAGCGGAACCGGCUGGGUGCGCCAGCUGACCACUAUCGCGCCCAAACCUCGCAAACCCUUGUCUUCCAAACCGCCUCGUUAUCUAAACCCGUUCGCCGUCAGAACCCGGGUUGCAGAGGAGGGGGCACGGUUUCAGGAGCAGAAGGUCAGCCCAUUCUUUGCGAAGCCGGCAAGCCCGCCCUCGAAACCGCCCUCUGACCCGCUCUCGAGAGCAUCCUUUAACCCGCCCUCUAAUCCGCCCUCUAACCCGCAUUUGACGUCCCGCGCGAAACCCGCUGCAAAUUUUCCCAGAAGCGUGGUUUCAGCGCGUGACGUGGGUGCCGGAGAACCCGUGUGCCGCGUUCCGGAGGGGCAAGCGAUGUCCCCUUUCCAAACAAAGAGACCGCGAAAGAUGGGCGCCGGGCCCAUUGCGGACUUCUCGAAAAGUCCGAAACCUGUGCCUGCCAAAAAGAGGUUGCUUGACGACGAGUGUCCAUUGGGCGGUGAGGCUCCGUCAACGGAAGAGCGGAACGCUGCCGGAGAGCGGCGGAACCAGAGGUCGGAAGGUUCCGCAGCUCCGUCCGAGAGCCUGACGAAACCGUCGGACUGCGCCGUGGGGGACGGCUCCGAAGAACUAGGGCGACUCGACUCAAAGCCCUCGGAAGGGGACGAGCGAGGCCCGCCGGAGCAUCCUGCGGAAGGCCCUCUAAAGGAUCCCCAAAGCUGCCCUGUGAGCAGUGCGCCGCAAAAUCCUUUAGCAGACUCCUCGGAAGCGGAUCAACAGUGGAACGGAUCAGAAGAUCGACAAGACUCUCAUCGCGACGUUCCGGCGCCGCCAGCUCCCGUUCCGGCCGCCUCUUCUCCGGAAACCAGCGUUCCGUUCUUCGGGCCUUCGCUGGACUCGAACCCGGAAUUCCGUUCGGAUUGCGGCAGCCAGGAGGCCGUCCUGAGCACGCCGUCGGAGGAGCUCGAGCCCGCGGAACCUUUUAACGUUCCGGAGGAAGCUUUGGCGCGCGGGCUGGGGGAGAACUCUUUAGAGGGGCUGCAGAGCACGUGGGCGGCGACGGCCGCGUCGCAAGCAGCGGCUGAUGCCGGUCGGGAAAGGACGGUUAUGAGUGACCAGGGAUUUGCUCACGUUCACAGGAUGUCAGCGAGCGGAGUCAACGGUGUCCGGCGGGAGCGAGGAGCGACGGAAUCCGCUGGAGCAGCGGAACCGGUAUGCGGUGCCGCAGCGGGGCAGGCAUUUGUAGAGUCUAACUCGGGAUCUGUUCUGGACGAGGACUGCGUCGCAAUGGAGGAGGAGGUUCGGCCGGGCUCGGAAGCGGUGUUAGGAACGAGAGAGAUCUGGGGCGCGGCAAACGUUGUCCAGGAGAACGAACGAACCGAGCUUCGUGCGAGAGGACAGCUUCAAAAAUGCCCAGUAGACGAUAGAGUGGAUGGUCAGAAAGACGCCGCGGCUGUUGAUCAAGUCGAGCAGUUUGAAACUAAUGGGCAAGUCGGAAAAGAAUCAGUAGAUUUCAAGCGAGUCGAAGCGUCAGCACAAAGCAGGAAAGUAGAUGAGGGUACUGUGUUGAACGGGUUGAUUGAUCUUGAGAGCGUCGAGUUGCGCGGCCCAUCGAGUUUGGUGCGCCUCUCGCGGCCGAUGGUUCCUCGGAGGCAAACCGUGAAGCCCAGCAGCAUUUUGAACUUCUUCAAACCCGUAAAGGUGCCGGAAGGGGGGGAAGAAAGGCCUGGCAAAAGGUCAAUUGUCGAGAGUCGAGGAACGAACAGAAAGCUAGGACCGAGUGUUCGUAAGAAGCACAAAAGAUAACAGCUGGAAUUUCCGUCCGGUAUUGCAGUAAGAGCAUCCUCCAGGUCUUUCAAUUGUCUAAGAAUCA